This is a messenger RNA of Apiotrichum porosum, 1161 nucleotides long. RefSeq lists its product as uncharacterized. The record is from RefSeq and is a predicted model, not a curated record. The transcript has 2 exons. The coding region runs from base 1 to 1161 and encodes 386 amino acids. Lineage: Eukaryota; Fungi; Basidiomycota; Tremellomycetes; Trichosporonales; Trichosporonaceae.
AUGACGGCACCACACGCACGAGACAUUCCCUUCGACGUCCUCGCCCUCAUCUGCGACAACCUCUCCUACAGUGAAGAUGACAAUGGCUCACGCGCCACCCUUUCUCGCCUCAUGCGCUGCUCUUGGGCCUGCAUGGAAGCAGCAAUGCCCGCGCUGUACCGUCAAUUGGUCAUCCGCGAGACGACAUUCCACAAGCUCGUGCUCGGCAUCCCACUGGGUGAUACGACAGCCGAUCCACACAGUGACAAUGUCGCAAGAGAACGCAAGCUGCGGUGUCUGUCAAGCGCCAGGACCUUGGUCAUUGACUGCUGGCCAGUGGAGUGGGCGAAAAUGGUCAAAAGGCUACGAGCGAGUCUGUUUCCGGCGGUCACCUCGGUAACGUUCACACCGACCGCAUUUCUGGAAGGCGUCGCUGAAGGCUCUCGUGAUAUCUCACCACUGGAAACACUACUGUCUGGCAUCAGACCCCAACGAGUAUGCAUCUCACACCCGACGCCUCGCGAAAUCGACGCAUUCUGCUCCCACCUGGACGGCAGUCUACGCGCCGCCCUACCUGCACCGCUGGGAUUGCCCUCGAGGAUAACAUCGGGCACGGUCAUUGACCUACGGAAGAACAUCACAGCAGCGCUUUAUGAUCUCCCAGAAUGGCUCGGGUCGCUACUGCGACGAUGGGAGCUGGAAGUGCUGAACCUGCACGGUUUCUGCCUCCUCUGUCAUCUUCCUCGCUUUCACGCCCAGCUACUGCGUGUCUUUCCAUUGGACUCCUACCGCAACCACCCAUUCAGCUACACCAAGACACCAGGCCACGACGGGUUCUUCCAACUCCAGAAUUACCCCAACUACUGGCUCCAGGCUGCCAAGCAGCUGAACGAUUUCAAACGCUCUGGAAAUACCCAGGCCGUGGAGCUGGUGGGGGUUGGAGGUAACCUGGAGCUGAAGUGCCGAUGUGUCGUCGAGUACUCUCAGAACAUCUUGGAGAUCAAGGAGCGGAUCUUGGAGUCUAUGGAGGGCAGAGUGGACUUGCGACUGCCGCACUGGUCUGACGCGCAGCCGUGCCAGUGUUGCGGGAAGGUUGUCAAACCAGGGUCGGACCUCGCGUCAGUUGCUGAAACCAAGCUGCAACCACCUUGUAAUAAAGGUCACCGUUGGAUGUUGUACUAG